Knipowitschia caucasica is the source of this 522-nucleotide messenger RNA. NCBI's taxonomy places the organism in Eukaryota, Metazoa, Chordata, Actinopteri, Gobiiformes, Gobiidae. The record is from the annotation of a GenBank genome assembly.
AUGUGUGCCGGGGCCAGCGGGUGCUGCUCUGUGGUGUUUGUUUUGUGGGUGGGGCGCCGAGGCAUGGCGGGAGAAGGUGAUGCGGCAUGGGCUUGGGGGGGUCGUGGGGGCGCACCCACACACACAGUGAGUAUGCGUUGGGUGGAGGCGUCACUCGGUACACCUCUGCGAAACAGGGGUUGCUGGGGUGGCGUACUGCGGGACUGGGGGGGUGGUGGGGAUGUUGGGAGGGCGAGUACCGAGUGGGGGUUUUGCUUUCUGUCGCUGCAUAACUCAAUGUCUGUAGGUAUCCGGACGGGGUGGGGGGUUUUAGGUGUUGUGGGAGGGUUAGGGUUGUUGUUGAAAUGUCUGGGCUGGGACGGGUUUUCAGUGAUGGGGUUGGGGUUGUCCGACCGCGUUCCGGUUUUUGUAUGGGUUCGGGGCAGUCCGUAUGGCGCGUUGGCGGUUUUAGUACGUGCGGUGGUCGGUGGGGGUUUGGGGGGUGGAGGUGUCUACAUGGAGGGAUGGUUGAGGCACUUCUGA